AUGCGCCAAUACUCGGGCUAUGCCACCGCCGCAGACACCAACGAACGGUUCCGGUAUCUGCUGGAGCAGGGCCAGACCGGAUUGUCCGUCGCCUUCGAUCUGCCCACGCAGAUCGGAUACGAUUCCGACCACCCGCUGUCGAAAGGAGAAGUGGGAAAGGUGGGUGUGCCCAUCUGCAGUCUGGGCGACAUGGAAACGCUGUUCCACGGCAUUCCCUUGGGGCAGACUGCCGGCGUAUCGCUCACGGCUCAGCAGCCCGACAACAACGUCAUCCGCUGCACCGUGCAGGCAUUGGCAGCCAUACUGGGCGGCUCCCAGUCGCUGCACGUCAACUCUCGCGACGAAGCCCUGGCCCUGCCCUCCGAGGAAUCGGCCCAACUGUCCUUGCGUACCCAGCAGAUUCUCGCCUUCGAGAGCGGAACAGCCGACGUGGUGGACCCUCUGGGCGGUUCCUGGUACAUCGAGAGCCUUACCAACGACCUGGAAGCCCAGGCCUGGAUUACAUUCGGCGUAUCGACGAAAUGGGCGGCGCGGUAG
Molecule: messenger RNA, 537 nt
Organism: Geodia barretti
Lineage: Eukaryota; Metazoa; Porifera; Demospongiae; Tetractinellida; Geodiidae
Source: the annotation of a GenBank genome assembly